Messenger RNA from Centruroides sculpturatus (bark scorpion), 1921 nucleotides. Its product is annotated as T-box transcription factor TBX1-like. Gene Ontology annotation, molecular function: DNA-binding transcription factor activity, RNA polymerase II-specific; RNA polymerase II cis-regulatory region sequence-specific DNA binding. The transcript has 8 exons. Gene Ontology annotation, cellular component: nucleus. NCBI's taxonomy places the organism in Eukaryota, Metazoa, Arthropoda, Arachnida, Scorpiones, Buthidae. Gene Ontology annotation, biological process: cell fate specification; regulation of transcription by RNA polymerase II; positive regulation of DNA-templated transcription. Bases 290 to 1288 code for a protein of 332 amino acids. The record is from RefSeq and is a predicted model, not a curated record.
ACGAUCUACUCAGUUGCCUUCCUGCCGUUUUGCAUAAUAGACUAUACUCCUAAAUAGAUUUUGGAACUCGUUUCUUUCUAAACUCUCCGUUUAUUCAGUAUACAGGACAGGCCGAAUAUAAUAUCGUUUAAAUAUAAAAGUGAGAUAUUGUCCACUUAAAUUUCGAGAUCGGCCAAUUAGAUAAUCGGAAAUCGAACGGCCUUAUCUAUCCGUAAACACGAUUGGUGCUUUUUGUGAAUGAAAUGAAAGAGAUGAAAACAGAUAAAAUUAUUAACAGUUUACUUUCAACAUGGCCGGUAUCGAAUUACAAAAUGAGAAGCAAUACAGUACUCUCAGUCAACGUGCAAGAGCAUUUUCAGUCGAUGCAUUAUUGGGUCACGAUAAAAUAGAAAAUUCAUCUGGGAGAGAUGUGCAAAGUCGUGUUCCUGUAAAAGAUGUGAUACGAAACGAUAUUAAAAUGAAACUCGUAAAUUGUUCUUUGUGGUUACAAUUUCAUCGUCUUGAAAAUGAAAUGAUCAUCACCAAAGCCGGAAGGCGCAUAUUUCCUAGCCUGAAAUUUGAUGUUUUCAACUUGAAUCCAGAUGCUUAUUACUUAUUAUGGAUGGAUAUUGUGCCUGUAGAUCGACAUCGUUAUCGUUACGCAUUCCCAAAUUCCAGGUGGACGAUAGCAGGAAAAUGCGAAACUCAUUCGGAUUGGAAUUUGUAUAUUCAUCCUGACGGGGUAGCGCAAGGUAGCCACUGGAUGUCUCAGAGCGUGGCUUUCGAUAAAGUUAAAUUAACGAAUAACAAAGAAUGUAAACAGAAAGGACAGAUAGUUCUAAACUCCAUGCAUAAAUAUCAACCACGUCUCCAUAUCCAAUUAGUAGACGUUAGGAAUAGACAAAAUGCGGCGCCCAAUGCAAAGACUUCAAGACAUUUCGAAUUUAUAGAAACUUCAUUCAUAGCCGUUACCGCUUACCAGAACCAGCAGAUUACCACUCUGAAAAUCCGCUCUAAUCCAUUUGCGAAGGGUUUCAGAGAUGCCAUCAAAAUCAGGAAUGUACACCUAUCAUGUCCCGAUACAAAGAAUGAGGCUUCAUUUCAUCAUCCAACGGUCAGCAUUUUCCCAUCUGAGAACAUACUUGGGAUGAAUUCUAUUCCCAAUGAUACUUUACAAUGCAUACAGUAUCCUCACUAUGUUACCCUGUGCAGAUUUUGUAAUUACUAUGACAUUUCUACAGGGACGGAGAGAUAUUUAACGUCACCACAUCUAUCGCAUGCUUGUCAGAUGUACAUGCCAUGUAAGUGAAAUAUCACUGUGGAGAAAUGCAUAACAAGAUCUUUACUUAUCUCAAUGACAUUAAGUAUGGCAAAGAAAACAACUUUUUUUUAUAGAUCAGCUUCUAUUUAAAACGAACAUUUUAAUUAAAUUGUACGUAACAAUUGGUAAAUGUGAAAUUGUUAUGAUUAAAUAAUUAUGAAAGAAAACUCAAAAUAUUUCAAUUUGCAUUUUAUUGAAAUUUAUAACAAGCUUUCUCAUAUUUAAACAGAAUAUAAAAAUCUAACUGCAUGACAAAAGCCACAAAAUAUACAAAUAAGAAUUUCUGUACAUCUUUAAGCCAAAAAACACAUUAACCUUAACAACUAUUGUCAACAAUUUGGAAACAUUUAUGUGUUUUUAUAUACACCUAAAUAUUGCAAGUUCUUUCUCAAAUACAGGAAAUUUAUUAAUUUUUCAGUUAAACACUAAGCAGGAUUUAAAAAAAAAUUUUAUAUAUUUUUCAUAUUUAUCUAUAUAUAUAUAAAAAUUUCCAUAUCCAAUAACUAACUACAUAUACAGAAAACUAUCUUUUGAAGUAAUCUACAAGAUUGUUAGAUUGUCUACCAUCCUUAUUUUACAAGAUUUUGUUGUUCACUCUCAACAAUUUUACAAAUACUUGAA